AUGACCAAGACGCUGAGCGCCGGACUGGCAUGGGCGGUUCCUGUGAACCCAGCGACACUCAUCGACCAUGCCCAUGCUUACUUGAAAGUCGCAUCCAGACUACACACUCUCCGUUUGUGCCAUCGCUUCGGCAAAGGCGACGGCGUACACAUUGCAAGGCUCCCCAUUGAGAUCGAGCAGAUGAUUGAGACGUGCAUAACGCAAGCGCAAGUCAGGAAAGGCUCGAUGUCCUUGUGGGAUUGCGGCCUUGACUUUGAAUGUUUCCAGUCAGAGUGCUCGCCCAAGCAGCACUGUAGUGAAGCAACGCCGUUACUGGAGUCUGCGGAAGACGGCCUCGAAUACUGCACUGUCUGCGCCGAAGAGAGCAUCUGGGCAGACACUUACGCGAGAUGCGAGAAGCGUUGCAAUGCUCAAACCGUCACGAAGUGCGACGAGUGCAAGAAGCAACUCACCGAAGACUGCACACGCGGCUGUCGAGCAGAAUACGAAGAAGCCGCCAACAUGGUGUGCGCAGACACAACCUUAUUCUUCGAGGAUCACCUCGAUCACAAGUCUGCGUGGAGGGCUCGCAUUACGCAGGGGCCCCAGGGUGGUUUCCGCCAAUACGAUGAGAUCAUCAACAAAGCCUUCGGCCUGGAAGUCCAUUUUAUCGAUACCACAAGGGAUGUUCAACGUACGGACGCAUGGCCAAAGCACGAGAACCAUCGCUGGCAUGAAUACGAUGACCUCCAGACGACGCUGUGUUACUUGACCCUUCCCAAAAAGCUCAUUGGCACCGCCGUCUUUGAGCCGUGUCAGAUGGCGUGGGAGAUGAGCGAACCAACCGUCAGUGGUGGCCUCGUCCAGAUGGUCGACACGACUUCUCUUGUCAUCACCGAGAAACAGCGUCGACGAUUCCAGCAUACAAUGCAGGUUCUCGAGCUGAAGCCGCACGUCCAUGGAAGUCAGGAAUACAACAAGCCUAUUUCACCCAACACCGAAAUGCUGAAGCUGUCCGAGAAAGAUAAGGAAGGCACGGGAUCCGAGAAGAGCGGUUGGCCGCGGUUGCUGUUGCUCGCUCACAGCGACUAA
This is a messenger RNA of Recurvomyces mirabilis, 1071 nucleotides long. RefSeq lists its product as uncharacterized. Lineage: Eukaryota; Fungi; Ascomycota; Dothideomycetes; Mycosphaerellales; Teratosphaeriaceae. The record is from RefSeq and is a predicted model, not a curated record. The coding region runs from base 1 to 1071 and encodes 356 amino acids. The transcript has 4 exons.